AUGAAUGAUUCAGAUGAUGAAUAUGUGUCCGGUACUGGUGGUGAGACUAAAUCGCCAUCUUCGCGUUUAUCAUCAACUACUCCGGGUUCUGCGUCAGGCCUUAAAGAUGGUAUCUCUGCAAGAACAAGGUCCAGAGGAGGCGAAAUCAGUGAUUUGAAGAAAGCAAACGGGUAUGCAUGGGAAGACGAGUACCAAAGAUCAUGGGAUAUUGUCAAAGACGAUGAAUGGGGAAAUGGAUCAUUUGAAGCAAUGGUGCAGUCCAUUAUUGAAAACAGAAAAAAGAAAAUCAUGAAAAAUCCUAGUGUUCCAUAUCAAAGAGGAAUCAUUAGAACAUUGGUUAUAGCUAUUGACGGCUCCCAGGCUAUGGCUGAGAAAGAUCUUAGACCAACUAGACUCUCAAUGACUCUUAACUAUUUACAAGAGUUUGUGGUGGAGUUUUUUGAUCAAAAUCCAAUAUCCCAAAUUGGAAUUGUACUAAUGAGAAAUGGUGUUGCAAAUUUAGUUAGUGAAGUAAGUGGACUGCCGCAAUACCAUAUAGACAAGCUUAGGCAAUUGAAAGCACGACAGCAUAAUAAGUUUGAGCCAAAGGGAGACCCUUCUUUGCAGAAUACUUUGGAAAUGGCACGCUCGUUGCUAAAAUUUAACUUUGGAACAUCGUCAAAUAAUACGAAAAACUCCAAAGAAAUACUUGUUGUGUUAGGCUCUUUGUUCACUAGUGACCCGGGAAACAUUCAUAAGACCAUAGAAGGGCUCGUCAAAGACGAAAUCAAAGUAAGAGUCAUUGGGCUCUCAGCACAAGUUGCUAUUUGCCAAGAACUAGUCAAUAGAACAAAUCACGAGCCAAAGAAUACAAUGUCGAAGAAUUACGGUGUCAUCAUGAAUGAAUAUCAUUUCAAAGAACUACUUAUGGAUUGUGUCACGCCGCUACCAUUGACAGAAGAGUUCCGUAAACCAACAGAGUCAACAAACCAAGGAGGCACUGCUGGGGUUCCAGUAAUUAAAAUGGGGUUCCCUUCGAAAGCUCAGCCUAAUGUAACGUCGGCUAUAGGCAAUACUGAGUUUACAGUGGAGUUCCCCAAUCUCAAUGCUUCCUAUCCGACGCAGGGCUCUGCGGAGUCUAAAGACGUUAUUGAAGUGAGUAACAACAGUUUGCGACAAUCAGCUAGCUUGAUAAUUGGUUAUCGUUGUCCACAAUGCAAGAGCAAGGUUUGCAAUUUACCUACAAUCUGUCCCGUUUGUGGUUUGAUGCUUAUUUUAUCAACACAUUUGGCACGAUCGUACCACCACUUGGUUCCCUUGGCUCCUUAUGUAGAGGUGGAAGUUAAAAGUGCUUACGACAGUGAAGAGUGUUAUGGUUGUCAGCUCCGGUUCCCCAAAGGUGUAGACCUUAAAGUAGAAAAGAAGAGUUUGGAUUCAAUGAUAAGCUCGCGGUAUAAAUGUCCAAAAUGCAAAAAAGAUUUUUGCAUAAACUGUGAUGUUUUCGUCCAUGAAGUAUUACACAACUGUCCUGGUUGUGAAAAUGGGAUUUAA
Messenger RNA from Lodderomyces elongisporus, 1530 nucleotides. Its product is annotated as TFIIH/NER complex subunit. Gene Ontology annotation, cellular component: transcription factor TFIIH holo complex; transcription factor TFIIH core complex. Gene Ontology annotation, biological process: DNA-templated transcription; regulation of transcription by RNA polymerase II; nucleotide-excision repair. Gene Ontology annotation, molecular function: zinc ion binding. The record is from RefSeq and is a predicted model, not a curated record. Lineage: Eukaryota; Fungi; Ascomycota; Pichiomycetes; Serinales; Debaryomycetaceae. The transcript has a single exon. Bases 1 to 1530 code for a protein of 509 amino acids.